UCACCUUCUCAGUCCAGAGGGGCUCUUCAUUGUUUCUACGAGGCUCCAUGGCCAACUAAUGGUUUUCAACUAAUUUUGUGUAACUUAUUGUUUUUACCGACUUUACAAAAGAGCAGGAGAGCACACAAUUUAUUAUCUGUGUUUUUAAUGUUUUACCAGAGUAUUUUCAGAGCCGUUCUACACUAAUUUGGAAACAAAAUUAUUUCCUCGUGACGUGAAGUUUAUCGGAUACAGACUUUUUUAAACGCACAUUCCUCUUAUUUAUCGCCCAUUUUUUGUUUAAAAUGUGGCGUGUUCUGUUCCUCCUGGUUCUCUGCUGUGUUUUUCGGACACCCGGUGUUGUGGCGGAUACAAACCUGGAUUCACCCCGAGAAAAGCUGCUGUCGACCGGAGCAGAGGAGCAGCCGGACAGAGGCGCUCCCAAGGCGGCUACAGGUGAGCAGCCUCCCGUGGACGGGAGGACUCCUCUGCCCACCUCCGUGCCUCUGGAGGACGAGCUGGACAACCAGGAGAAUAUAAUUAGCCAGCUGCUGGGAGAUUAUGACAAAGUAAAGACCGUUUCAUCUGGCUCAGACUGCGUGUGCCGCUGUGUGGUUCGACCGAUCAGACGCUCUGACUGCAGCCGUAUCCACCAUGGUGAUUCUGCACCGCAGCUCCAGGACUUUUACUCUGUGGAGACAAUCACCAAGGGAACGGGCUGCAAGAAGUGUGUGUGCAUGGCGCCACCUUCAGCUGUUAACCCCUGCGAGGGAGAGUACAGAUUUAAAAAACUACAGGAGGCAAGCAAAGACGACAUCAAGAUGGCUACAAUCAUUGACUUACUGGAAGGCUCUAUGUAUGGAUUGGACUUGUUAAAACUUCACUCUGUCACCACCAAACUGCUGACCCGGAUGGACAACAUGGAGAAGGAUUUUUCACGAAAUGUAACUGAAAUAAUUAGAGAGAAAGAGCGCGUGAAGGAAAAAGCAAAAGAAAAGGAUAAAGACAAGAAAGUUCAGCAGAAGAAAAAGAAAAUGAGUGAUUUGGAGCGUUCAGGACAGAAAACUGGAGCAGCUGUCCACAAGCAGAAAAAUAAUGAAAGCCAGCUGAAGAAAAAUCAGCAGCAAGAUGGUUUGGAGCAACGGCAGCCGRCCAGGAACGAGACAGAAACUAAAACCUCAGUGAAAGAAAAGAACGUGUUCAUCAGAGGAGUGACUUUUUACAAGGCAGAUGAAGAGCUCUACGAAGGAGAAGAGGAGCAAAAGAAAGGGAGAGGAAAGACGACUUCUAUAACCACAAAUGCUGGAGAAGACUCACAGAGUUUUGUCAAGAUGCCAUUUGUCACCAAAAGUUCUGGACCUUCAAGAACAUCUAUCAAAGAAGUGGAUCAGGAGCCCAAACGAGAGCGUCAGAACGAUCAUUUACCCACCCGUCAAGCAAAAUCAACCACUAAGCCGCCUCCCAUCAAACCAACAGAUCAGAUCAGUUCUACAGCUCAGGUGACGGCCAAACUUAAAACUACGACCCAUCAAACCUCGCCUGUCACCGUUCCUCCCACGUCACCUUCAGACACCAACGUCAGCCCUCCCAGGGAUGCCCUUCCCACUGCACCAUCUCUCCCAAAACCUAAGAGUCGACUCAGCUGGACAGAGAGCCCUGCUGACCAACCCAAGACCACCAAAAAACCAGGUGUGUGUAAGGACACAGUAGCCAGCAUCUCCGAGCCGGUCCAGCAGAACUUCUACGGUCUCAGUGAUGGAGCCUGGAUGAAAGAUGCUCACGGCCAUGGCAAAGUCAUCUACCUCACCAAUGGUCACUAUGGCAGCACGCUACUAGAAUUUCGAGAUAUGGACACCUUCAAAUUAGGUCAGGCGAGUAAUACGUACAAGCUGCCCUACAGUUUCACUGGAACGGGUCAUGUCGUGUUUAACGGAGCCUUUUACUACAACCGAGCGUUCAGCGGAGAUGUGAUCCGAUACGACCUGCGACACAGAUAUGUUUCUGCCUGGACAACACUACAUGAUGCUUUACUGGAGGAGCAAGUUCACAGGACACAAACAGAA
Molecule: messenger RNA, 2042 nt
Organism: Austrofundulus limnaeus
Lineage: Eukaryota; Metazoa; Chordata; Actinopteri; Cyprinodontiformes; Rivulidae
Gene: olfml2bb
Product: olfactomedin-like 2Bb
Biological process (GO): signal transduction
Source: RefSeq, a predicted model, not a curated record